AGCAAAGCAAAAACGUUUCCAAACUGUUUUCAAAAAAAGUCGUUGGGCUGUCUUUUUGAAUAUACGCGGGAACGAAUCGUAACGAAUUAAUCCGAAAGUACCCGAGCACUUAUUGUUUUGUUUAUACCGCAAUUUUCUCAAGGUUUCUGCAAUUUCUCUCCAAAAAAUUUAAUAAUUUUGAAGAAUAAAUGGUUGAUAUAAAGAAAUUCACAGAUGUUGAUCUCUAUGGAUUGUUGGGUGUUGAAAUCUCAGCAUCAGCAACUGAGAUCCGGAAAGCAUACCGGAAGAAAGCCCUCGAUUGCCAUCCGGACAAGAAUCCCGAUAAUCCCAAAGCAGCCGAGUUAUUUCAUGAGCUAGCCAAGGCUCUAGAAAUCUUGUCAGAUGACUCAGCUAGGGCGGCUUAUGACAAAGUUUUGCAUGCUCGGAAGGCAGCCGAGCUGAGGAAUCGUCAAUUGGACAGCAAGCGGAAGAAGCUCAAAGCAGAUCUCGAGGAACGUGAGAGGGCAGCCUCUGCUGAGGCAAAUAAGAAAAAAUCCUACCACACAGAGGCAAAAUCACCAGAAGAGGAGCUUCGGGAGGAAAUUGAGAGGCUCCGGAAAGAGGGAUCGCGUUUACUGGAGGAAGAGCAGGAACUUCUUCGACAGCAAAUCCAUGAAACUCUCCGUAGUACAACUGUGUGGGAUUCAUCGCAGCACAGGAUAAAGAUCAAGUGGAAUGCCGCCAAGGGGGACACGACGAAUGGAGGCUACUCUGAGGAAGUUCUCCGGAAGUACCUUCAGAAGUUCGGGGAUAUUGAGGCAAUCUUGGUGUCAACGAAGAAAAUGGGAAGUGCUAUUGUGGAAUUCAAGACACGAGAAGCAUCAGAGAUGGCCAUUGCGUACGAGAAGGGAAAUCCAGAGAAUCCCAUGCGCCUGGAAUGGAUUGGAGAGCCGCCCAAAGAGAAGAAAUCAACCACACAGACCUCCAGUACGGUCAAUGAGAGGGAUUAUGAGGAUCUCGUACUGCGGCAGAUGCGUCAGGCAGAAGAACGGAAGAGAUUAAUAGACCAGAUGAUGAAAGAGGAGGACCAGGAGAGCUGAUUCGGCGGAAGUGUCUGAAUAAAUUAAUUUAACAAGAAA
This is a messenger RNA of Lutzomyia longipalpis, 1118 nucleotides long. RefSeq names its product dnaJ homolog subfamily C member 17. Gene Ontology annotation, biological process: spliceosomal complex disassembly. Lineage: Eukaryota; Metazoa; Arthropoda; Insecta; Diptera; Psychodidae. Gene Ontology annotation, cellular component: spliceosomal complex. The record is from RefSeq and is a predicted model, not a curated record. Bases 189 to 1079 code for a protein of 296 amino acids. Gene Ontology annotation, molecular function: RNA binding. The transcript is spliced from 2 exons.